GCGGCGGUCGCGGGUCCGGCAUGAGCGAGGCGCGGCUGCGGCCCGGGCGCGGCCCCGGCGGGGCGCGGGACCUCCAGGACAAGGAGUCAGAGUCUGACACCAAGCUGGAUGGAGAGACAGCAUCAGACAGCGAGAGCAAAUCUGAGUUUGGGGGUUCAUCCCCAGUGCCGACAUCGGAUGACACUCCAGAAGUGCUGAACAGAGCUCUCUCCAAUCUGUCCUCAAGAUGGAAGAAUUGGUGGGUGAGAGGCAUCCUCACGCUGGCAAUGAUCACCUUCUUCUUCAUCAUCAUCUACUUGGGYCCCAUGGUCUUAAUGACAAUAGUGAUGUGUGUCCAGAUCAAAUGUUUCCACGAGAUCAUCACUAUUGGCUACAAYGUGUACCAUUCGUAUGACCUGCCAUGGUUCAGGACGCUGAGCUGGUACUUCCUGCUGUGUGUGAACUAUUUCUUCUAUGGCGAGACAGUGACAGAUUAUUUCUUCACCCUGGUGCAGAGGGAGGAGCCCCUGCGGAUCCUCAGCAAAUACCAUCGUUUCAUUUCCUUCGCUCUCUACUUGACAGGUUUCUGCAUGUUUGUCUUGAGUCUGGUGAAGAAACACUAUCGCCUCCAGUUCUACAUGUUUGGCUGGACCCAUGUGACAUUGCUGAUUAUUGUUACCCAGUCCCACCUCAUCAUCCACAACCUGUUUGAGGGAAUGAUCUGGUUCAUUGUCCCGAUCUCCUGUGUGAUCUGCAAUGACAUCAUGGCCUACAUGUUUGGGUUCUUCUUUGGCCGCACGCCGCUCAUUAAGCUCUCACCAAAGAAGACCUGGGAGGGUUUUAUUGGAGGAUUYUUUUCCACYGUUUUGUUUGGAUUGCUGCUGUCCUAUGUGAUGUCUGGGUACCGCUGCUUCACGUGUCCUGUGGAGUUCAACAACGACACCAACAGCUUCACCGUGGACUGUGAGCCCUCUGAGCUGUUCCAGCUGCAGGAGUACAACAUCCCUGUGGUGCUGCAGUCUGUGGUGGGCUGGAAGACAGUCCGGAUGUACCCCUUCCAAAUCCACAGCAUCGCCCUCUCCACCUUUGCCUCCCUCAUUGGGCCCUUUGGGGGCUUCUUUGCCAGUGGCUUUAAGAGGGCCUUCAAAAUCAAGGACUUUGCCAACACCAUCCCAGGGCACGGGGGGAUCAUGGAUCGCUUCGACUGCCAGUACCUGAUGGCCACUUUUGUCAACGUGUACAUUGCCAGCUUCAUCAGAGGCCCUAACCCAAGCAAACUGAUCCAGCAGUUCUUGACAUUGAGACCAGAUCAGCAGCUUCACAUCUUCAACACUCUGAAAGCACACCUGGUGGACAGGGGAAUUUUGGGGAGCCUGGAGGAYGCAUAGACCCYGGGUGGUUGGAACAGGACUGAAAAWGGACAGGCCUCCUCCAGGGAAUUCCUGGCUUGCCUGAUUUAAGACAAUAGCAAGGCCUCAUUUCACUGUAACUUUUCUUCCAUUCUUGGUAAAUGUUUGCAUUUGUGUUUUUUUUUUAAAUAAUAUAUUUAUAGAGCUUUGGUUCAAAUGAGCAAAUCUUGGGUUUGUAGCUGAGAAGGAGUUAAGGCUUGAAAUGUCUUUUGGGUGGAGCCGGAGGAUUGAUCAUCCUCACUGGGGUGUGGGCAGAGCUGAACUUUCCCUAUGGGUGGGUUUUUGCAGGGAAUACAGAGCAUUGUCCAUGGGAGCGGGCAGGGAGGGCGAGGCUGUGCCCUCCCCUGGCCCUCCUGCUCCCAGUGGCAGCUCAGGGGACCAUCCUUCUCUCCAGUGAUAACUGGGAGUGCAAUGUGAAUUGUCCCAGAAGUUUAUGCCUGUGGGAAUCUCCUUGCACCAGGUAAUUGGAAGAGGAUCUUGUGCUAACCCAGUCCUAUUUCCUCUGCCAGCCCUGCACCUGCUCUCACCUGCUGCUUUUGCAGUGCCUCUCACAUUCCCUCCCUUCAGGGCUGAUAUUUUGGCAAAUCAGAUUUUUAUAACCAAUUAAACCCAAAACAGACKGGGGACAAGGAGUCAAGAAACAUGAUAGUUGUGUGUGGAAAUGUGUGAGGUUCACAUUGCUUCAAAACUGAUUGAAGUAAUUAAGUUGUAAAGAAUGUUGAAGUUCCAUUGAGAAAUUCCUGCAGAAUAAGAACAACCUUUAAGCAACUUGGUUCAUUUUGCCCUACUAAAUACCCUUUAAGAACCACACUUCUUCAUUUCUCCAAGGUUGGAAACCCCACUCUGGGAUAUUUGAAGUAACUUGGGGAGCAGUUUCCAGCCAGUUUCAUUGCUGGGUGGGCUCCAGCUACAGCUGGGAGUUUUGUUUUCUUUCAGGGAUCAUGUCUGUUUGUUACUUGAGUUGUAGAAGUCAUGCUGCUGAGUUUACCAUGGUCUGUGUUGCAUUUCAGUCUGGGUUUCUUUCUCUGCAGGCUUCUGUCCUGCUUUGCUUACUGAAUCUUGUCAGAAAUAGUUUGUAUUUUAUAGCUGCAAGUUUUAUUGAAGUACUUUCCUUAAUUUUGUUAUACUUCUUUAUUAUUUAAAAAUGAGAGCCCUAAAGAUUGUAAAAGUAUUCUUUUUUUUUUUUGUGAUCAGAUAGAGAUAAUAUCCCCAUUUACACCUUAAGCAAUGCUCCCAAACACAAGGUGACUCUGAUUUUUCUUCUUUUCAUAGUUUGUGCAUGGGAGAGAGAAACUUUACUUAUUUUAGCCUGGGGAAUGAGUGACAGGRAGAGAUAAUACAGAAAUACAUUGGUGUUUUCAAGCAGUUGCUGCCCUAAACCUUAGACAUAGACCCCCAUAUGAGAUCUGUACCUGCUGCAAGCUGGCUUGGCAUCGACAGAAAAUAAACCACCUGAAAAUACCCCAAAUUCAGAGAUUUUACUCCAUAURCUGAUUCUGCCACUGCUUUCAUUUACCCUGAGUGUGCAAGAAUGCUUGUGUGUGUGUAAGUACAUGGCACAGGUCCCAAGCUCCAUCCCACAUUUUUGUAGGACUGUGGUGGGCGCUGCUUUGUCUUACUGAACAGAGCCACAGGGCAGGAUGUGUGCUACAAAUGCAGAUGUUUGAUGGAAAGCACAAGCUUCAGAGAAGGCUCUGUUUUUAUGAAUUAUUUUCAGUUGGUGCUGACAAGUUCUGCACUGAGCCAGUUCAGGAUUCUGUUUGGGGAAUGCCAGUGGUGUCACACAUAUUUUCCUGGGCUGGCUGUGGAGACUGUUCCCUUCCAGCUUGAAUUAGGCAGGGAUUUAUUUUCUGUCGACAGAGCAAAAAUUGGCCCAAGCCCCUCAUACAGAAACUGCAGAGGAGAAGCAAGGUGCUUCCAUUUGGCUUUGCCCAGGGUUAACAUUUGGGCUGUUUGAUGACAAUUUGCCUCAGUUCAGCGAGGCCAAGUGAGGCCCUGCCAGGWGCACCCAUAGGAACAGUGUGGGGGUGCCAGGUUUGGUUUGCCUUGUGGGGCUGGACCAGCUGGUGCUGUUCUGGAUUCUCCCUGUGCAUUGCCAACACCAUUGCCAAAAUCCCUUGUUGUGACUAUUGGGUCACAGGCAGAAGUGACAGUGUUGAUAAAUAUUACAAAAGUGUGAUCUGUUCAUAAUAAGCAAUUUCCCUGGUGGGUCUUUAGUCUCCUGCUUGUCUGCUUUAAAAUUUUUGUUCCUCUUCGGUUAGUGGGGCAAAGGUUUGCUGCAGGCUCUGGUUUGGGGCAGAGCUGGGUGUUUCCAGAAGGUGUAAAUGCCCGAGGUGGGCACUGGAGGGCAAAGCAAUUCCACUGAGUGGCUGUGAGAGAAGCAGCAGCAGCAGCAGCUCUGCCUGUGGGUGGCUUCCCUGAUCAGCUUUAUUCCUGUUUCCUCCCCUGAAGGGUGGCCUUCCAAACCUGGGCUGCUCCUCAUGGGGAAAGCUGCCUGGGAAUGAUAUGCUGCAUGAAGUUCAUUUCAGUGAGUGGUAACAGUGGAUCCUUGGAGGAGGAAGGGAGGGAAGUGGGGGAGAUCAUUGGCAAGUUGUGCACCUGAACUCAGAGAAUCAGGAGUUGGAUCCUGCAUUUGGGUAGGAAGGGRCCUUAAAUUUUGUUCCACCUCCCUUGCCCUGGGCAGAGAAUUUCUCACUAGACCAGGUUGCUCCAAGCCCCACCCAGUCUGUCUGAACACUUCCAGCCAUGGGGAGUUUUAACUCCCUGAGAAAAGAUGAAAAGCUGCAGUUCGUGGCUGUGGCUGUUUUUGAAGGAGUAACUGAUGUGCAACAASGGAUGUGCAACAGCACAUGUGGCCCCUCUUUGCAUUAAGCCCUGCAGGACCUUGGUGAUGCUGCAGCUCUGAGSAAUUUUGGUGUUGGAGGGGCCAGAAUGACCACAGGGAUGGUGGGUAAGGAGAUGUGGGGAUGCUCCCAAGAAGUUCYCCAGCUGCAGAGCUUGAGCUCAGUGUGGCACAAAAGUUCUGGUUCACAGUGGGCUCCAGCAGCAGAGAAGUUGGGAAGAGCAGAGCAGCAAGGGGAAGAUGGUGCCAGCUGGAAUGUGUGUGUGGGCAGAGGGGAAGGGACAGGAAGGAUUUGGCCAGUGGGAAGGCAUGGCUGGGCAGGGGCAGGCUGGUGUGGGGGCCACUUUGCUUUAGUGUCACUGAAGAAGCUGCCAGGGAGGUGAGUGUCCAUAGGGAUGGCACAUGGCUGGGACGCUGCUGUGGUGCAGUGAGUGGCUGGCAAUGCUGGGCAGGGCAUUGGACACCCCCAGUGUUUUGUUUUUUAGGGGCUAAUAUGGUUUGGACACAGGUUUGAUCCACAGCUGGGCUGGGCCUGCAGCCACAAGCACUGRCACUCCUUGGUGGGAAUUUGCUUUACCCUGUCUGCCUGUAGGUCAGGUGAGUUUGCAGGUGGGAGGCAGGACCAGCCUGUGGCUACAAUGCUCAGGGAAGCAUSAGACCUGGGUUCUGCAGUGUGUCCUGUGGGUCAGUCAGUGUUAAACAGACAUUCCCUGGGCAGGCUCAGCAGUGACCCUGAGCUGAAGGGGCAGCUCUUUCUGGGCUCUGUGGUGCUGUGUGGCACAYGGAGCUGGGGCUCCUGCAGCAUCACCUAAGGCUUGGCACCAGSCUGUGGAAUCUCAGUGUCAUCUUCCAGGGAAUGUGUCCUGUGUCUGGUGUGUGCAGAGAGCCCCCCCAGCCUGGCUCUGAUGGGAUCUUGCCCUCUCUCCCUUCCCCAUCUGUGUGAUGGGAGCAGGGCAGGGCUCUGCUCAGUGUGGGCCCAUCCAGCCCCUCCUGGGGACAGCUCAGCCAUMAACAUCAUUGCAUGGAAGCUCCCGUGGUCCCUCCCUCUGUGCCCAGGCCCGGAGUGGCAGUUUUGUAAUCCCUGUGUUAUCCCUGAUCUUCAGCCCUGGCGUGUUCCCACCAUAGGCUGCUUUCUCUGUGCAUUGUUCUUUUGAUUCCAGUUUUAGCUACACAGGUAGAGUUGCCUUUCUUUGACUGAAUGUUUGAAUGUGAAAUAUUGUAUAUUUUAAAGUAUUUACCCUAUUUAUAUACUGUAUGUUACUGUUAAAUAAAUAUACGUUCCA
Messenger RNA from Malurus melanocephalus (red-backed fairy wren), 5513 nucleotides. RefSeq names its product CDP-diacylglycerol synthase 2 (gene CDS2). Gene Ontology annotation, cellular component: endoplasmic reticulum membrane. Bases 21 to 1367 code for a protein of 448 amino acids. The record is from RefSeq and is a predicted model, not a curated record. The transcript is spliced from 13 exons. Lineage: Eukaryota; Metazoa; Chordata; Aves; Passeriformes; Maluridae. Gene Ontology annotation, molecular function: phosphatidate cytidylyltransferase activity.